Aspergillus clavatus NRRL 1 is the source of this 1353-nucleotide messenger RNA. RefSeq names its product ornithine-oxo-acid transaminase (gene car2). The coding region runs from base 1 to 1353 and encodes 450 amino acids. Lineage: Eukaryota; Fungi; Ascomycota; Eurotiomycetes; Eurotiales; Aspergillaceae. The transcript has 3 exons. The record is from RefSeq and is a predicted model, not a curated record. Gene Ontology annotation, cellular component: cytoplasm. Gene Ontology annotation, molecular function: identical protein binding; L-ornithine transaminase activity; pyridoxal phosphate binding.
AUGUCGACCAACGGUACCAGAUCCUACCACGCCUCCUCCACCAAAGAGGCUAUCCAGGCCGAGAGCGAGUUCGCAGCACACAACUACCACCCCCUCCCCGUUGUCUUCGCUCGCGCUCAGGGUACUUCCGUAUGGGAUCCCGAAGGUCGUCACUAUCUCGACUUCCUGUCGGCCUAUUCCGCCGUCAAUCAGGGCCAUUGCCACCCCAAGCUGGUGGCGGCCCUGGUCGACCAAGCCCAGCGAUUGACCCUCAGCUCCCGUGCCUUCUAUAAUGACGUUUUCCCCCGCUUCGCCGAGUUUGUCACCAAGUACUUUGGUUUCGACAUGGUUCUACCCAUGAACACCGGAGCGGAGGCCGUGGAGACAGGAAUCAAGAUUGCCCGCAAGUGGGGUUAUAAGGUCAAGGGCAUUCCGGAGAACCAAGCGAUUGUGCUGAGUGCGGAGAACAACUUCCACGGACGUACGUUCGCUGCCAUCUCUCUGUCGUCCGACCCCGAGUCGCGCGAGAACUAUGGUCCUUAUCUGCCCGGUAUCGGAUGCACAAUCCCCGGCACCGAUAAGCCCAUCGCGUACAACGACAAGGUCGCUCUGCGGGAGGCGUUUGAGAAGGCGGGCCCCAACCUGGCCGCUUUCCUGGUAGAGCCAAUUCAGGGUGAGGCGGGUAUUGUCGUUCCCGACAACGACUACCUGCAGGAGGCGCGUGCUCUGUGCGACAAGCACAAUGUCCUCCUCAUCUGCGACGAGAUCCAGACGGGAAUUGCCCGCACCGGCAAGCUGCUGUGCCACGAGUGGAGCGGAAUCAAGCCCGAUCUGGUCCUGCUCGGUAAGGCCAUCUCCGGUGGCAUGUAUCCUGUGUCCUGUGUCUUGGGCCGCAAAGAUGUCAUGCUCACCAUCGAGCCUGGCACCCACGGUUCCACCUACGGUGGCAACCCACUGGGCUGCGCAGUGGCCAUCCGGGCGCUGGAAGUCGUCCAGGAGGAGAACAUGGUGGAGAGAGCGGAGAGGCUCGGCCAUGUUUUCCGCAACGGUCUGGAGGCCAUCAAGAGCCCCCUCAUCCAAACCGUCCGUGGCAAGGGUCUGCUCAAUGCCAUUGUCAUUGACGAGUCCAAGACGAAUGGACGCACUGCCUGGGAUCUCUGCAUGCUGAUGAAGACCAAGGGCUUGCUGGCCAAGCCAACUCACCAAAAUAUCAUUCGCCUUGCUCCCCCCCUCGUGAUCACCGAGGAAGAGAUUCAAAAGGCAUUGGACAUCAUCGCAGAGUCUGUGUCCGAGCUCCCCAACCUCACGGGCGAGGCUGAGGACAAAGUCAUCCCCAACGGGGAGAAGCAUGUCAAGAUUGGUCUGGAUGAUUAA